CUUUCUUUUACUUGUGUUGCUUCUUACCUUCUUUCCCACUUUCCUUCCUUUUACUUUCUUUUCAUCUUGUCUACUUUCCUACUUUCUGUCUCUUGAUAAUGUUCUUCUUGGCCAGGUCUAAAAGAAAAAUCUCCUUAGUUUAACUACUUUUAACAAAGGAAAAGGAAAAUCUAUAAAAGUGUAGGUUCUCGCAAAGAGAAAAUACUUCUGUUUAGCUAAUUAAGUCCUCAAAAUGCAAAGUCGGUGACGAAACGCUGCCAUUUUUGGGACACCAGAAUGAAAAAAUGUCUCAUAAAGCUUCAUUUUCAUAUUCACAUAUGUCCCUUUUUAUAUUUGUUUUACCUUCUUGUUAAACCUUUUUCUUUUGUCUUGCCUAAACAGCGAAUCUCUUUUCUCUCACCUUUUUGUUUCGGGGGGAAAAGGUCAGAGGUCAGCGCCGGAACAUCAACCUACAAACACACUUUCUGUUUUUAAAGUGGAGGCUUACGUGGAGUUUCUGCUGUCUCAAACAAACCCAGGUACAAACCAAAGCUUGUCCUAAUUAUCUGUGGCAGUAGGAUAUAGAGUGAGCUCACGUCAGUAAGCCUCUUACAGUAAUACACCUGCUGCUGAGCCGACACCUCCGCUGAGCCGAGCGGGACGAGCACUCCCCAACACACAGCUCCCGAACAUGACUUUUCGGCCGACCUGUUUCUCCGAGAAGGUGAUUUUGUGAUUUUCAGGAGAGGAUCCUGAGGUGUGUCAGAGAUGCUGAGUGGAGAUAUGGUGGCCAUGUGGGAGGUGGCGCUGAGCGACGGCGUUUUCAGGAUUGAGUUUGCUCAUGGCACCACCACUGGGAAACGCAUCGUUUACGUCAACGGACAGGAAGUCAUCAGAAAAGACUGGCUGUUCAAGCUGGUUGGAAAGGAAACCUUCACAGUCGGAAGCGCCAACACCAAAGCCACCAUAAUCAUCGAGGCCGUCGGCGGGUUCGCCUACGAGUACACGCUGGAGGUCGACGGGAAGAGUCUGCAGAAGUUCAUCGACAACAGGGCCCAGAGCACCAAAACAUGGCUGCUCAAAGUGGACGGGGAGGACUGCAGGGUCGUGCUCGAAAAGGACACCAUGGAUGUUUGGUGCAACGGGCAGAAAAUGGACACAAUGGGAGAGUUUGCAGACGACGGCACAGAGACACACUUCAUGGUGGGGGAACACGAGUGCUGCAUCAAGGCUACGAGCAGUGGGAAGAAAAAGAGCGGCAUUGUGCACUAUUUACUGCUCGACGGAGACAAAAUACAACCCUCGACACAAUAGUGCCGGACCGGACUGCUGGAACAGAGCUGAACUUUCAAAGAGACUCUGUGAACGAGGUAUUUGCAUGCCAUGUACAAAAAAACCACUGGCUGUGCUUUAUGAUGAAGGUCAGGACGUUUGUUUUAAUAUAGAAAAUACAGAUGCAGAUAUGUUCAUGUAAAUACAGCAAAUAAACACUGAAAUGUGCAGCA
Molecule: messenger RNA, 1484 nt
Organism: Siniperca chuatsi (mandarin fish)
Lineage: Eukaryota; Metazoa; Chordata; Actinopteri; Centrarchiformes; Sinipercidae
Gene: faimb
Product: Fas apoptotic inhibitory molecule b
Exons: 4
Coding region: 748-1293 (181 amino acids)
Biological process (GO): positive regulation of neurogenesis; negative regulation of extrinsic apoptotic signaling pathway via death domain receptors; canonical NF-kappaB signal transduction
Source: RefSeq, a predicted model, not a curated record